Molecule: messenger RNA, 505 nt
Organism: Meloidogyne enterolobii
Lineage: Eukaryota; Metazoa; Nematoda; Chromadorea; Rhabditida; Meloidogynidae
Source: the annotation of a GenBank genome assembly
AUGGUGCUUGGACAUGACAGUACUGGCCAAACCAAAUAUGGGAUCGCUCAAAUUGUUGCGGUCACCGAAAGUGAUGAAUAUGCUGUUAAUGUACCAAUGGCUGGCUCAGUCACUACACAUACGAUGUAUCGCAAACUUACGCUUCGACACGUUUCAAAUGCGUAUAUGGAUGUUGGACUUCAAAGCAUUUCCAAUUCACCAAUUGAUGGUGCUGAAUUUUUUGAAUGGACAACGGCUUAUCUUCACGCGGAACUUCCAUUGCCACUCAUGGACUUUAUUGAAAAAAAGGAGCGUCGAAUUCAUGAGUAUCUUUUGUCGCGUGGUCUGCUUCUCAAGAAAGUAAAGAAAGAGGAACCGAUAGAUGAUGAGGAAAGAAGGGAAGUCGUCCAGAAGAAAUCGAAGGUUUCUCGCAGACGUGAUUUGUAUGGCCAUUAAGGGAAUUUUUUUGUGUUUUUUCAUCCUCAUUGCUGAAUUUAAUCUCUCUCUCAUUCUUGUUGCAAAGCAA